UUCGUCGACUCUCCAAUAAACAUGACGACCUUAGAAGGCAAGAAGCGAAAGCUUCCGCCGAAGGUUGCAGCCAUGCUCGCACGUAAACGCAUGAAACUUCAACCCGGAUCCUCCACUACGCCGAAAGUCACAGCGAACGAACCGCGACCUUCGAGCGAGCUACGUGAGCGAGGCAAGACUGUGAGGCUGGAUCAGCUGAAAUGGAAGGAGGUAGAACUGCCCGAUCGUUUGGACGACUAUGAGGGUUUCUUCGGGUUAGAAGAAGUCGACGAUGUGGAAAUUGUUCGAGAUGCUGCCGCCAGCACCUUGACUUAUAAGACACAUACCGAGAACAUCCUUUCAGAUAGGGAGCGACAAGAACUUCAGAAGCAGAAGCAGAAACCACCGCAUGAAGAUUAUGAAGAUAAGGAUGUCAAUGAGGAAAGUCCACCGCCUGAUGCUGCCGGCGAUGAUGAAGAAGAAGAAGAAGAAAAAGCCGAAGUCGACAACGAAGAAGAGUGGGGUGGCUUCGACUCAGAUUCUGCAGAGGACAAUGACAUGGAAGCGGACGAGAAUACUGGUGACUUUGGGAUAAACCCAUUCCAGGGUUUAGUGGAAGAGUCUUUGGAUGCUAGUAACGGCGUUGAUGUCAGCGCAUGGGCGCAGCUCCAGCUCUCCCAAGAUUCGUUAGCUUCAUUAUCCCGAUUGGGCUUUGCGAAGCCGACAGCAAUUCAGGAAUUAUCCAUCCCUGAGAUAAUGGCUGGCCGUGAUGUCAUUGGAAAAGCCUCCACAGGUUCUGGCAAGACGCUCGCAUUUGGCAUACCUAUUUUCGAGCGAAUCCUCGGCCAAUCCACCGGCGACGAGCAUCCCGAAACCGAAACUCCAAGCGAAGAACACACCCCUACUGCCUUGGUACUAUCGCCUACGAGAGAACUCGCACACCAAAUUACCAAACAUCUUCAGCUAUUGGCCUCGGGCGUCCCGAACCGCACCAUACGUGUCGUGCCAGUAACGGGAGGCCUCUCGAUCCAGAAGCAACGUCGCUUACUGUCAAACGCUGACAUAGUCGUCGGGACUCCCGGCAGAAUGUGGGAAGUCAUGGGUGAUAGCAAUGGUGUCAUUGACCAGCUGAAACGCAUUUCAUUCCUGGUCGUGGACGAAGCGGACCGACUGCUCAGUGAAGGGCACUUCAAAGAAGUGGAAGAUAUCUUGGAUUCGCUCGACAAGAGCACAGAUGAAAAUGAGACCGUCUCGCAAGAAUCGACCCGUCAGACCCUGGUCUUUUCCGCGACGUUCCACAAAGGACUGCAGCAGCGACUGAAAGGGAGCAAAAAGAGAGAUACACGAUUCCUAGACCCAAAGGAGUCGAUGGAGUAUCUAAUCAAGAAACUCAGGUUUAAAGAAGAGCGGCCGAAAUUUUUGGACGCGAAUCCAGAGGAACAAAUGGCGGAGAAUCUGAAAGAGGGAGUGUUGGAAUGCCCGGCGAUGGAGAAGGACCUAUAUCUAUACGCUACUCUGCUCUUGAAUUCGUCCAAACGGACAAUCGUCUUCUCGAAUAGUAUUCACGCUGUUCGCCGAGUGACAGCCUCCUUGCAAGCGCUGAAUCAACCAGCUGUAGCUCUCCAUUCCCACAUGCCUCAAAAGGCGCGUUUGCGCUCCCUUGAACGAUUCGCAGCAGCCGGCGCGAACUCAAAGUCCGCCGCUCGAUCAAUCCUAAUCGCCACCGACGUGGCAGCACGCGGUCUCGAUAUCCCAGACACGGAAACCAUCAUUCACUACCAUGUUCCUCAGACAGCCGACUUCUACGUUCAUCGGUCCGGGCGGACGGCCCGUGCCGGUGCGAAUGGGAAGUCAAUCAUGCUCUGCAGCCCUGAAGAAGUAGGCGGGGUACGCCGAUUGAUCCACAAGGUGCAUCCGAACAGCAAGUCCGCCAUUCGCUCGCUCGGCAUUGACCGACGACUGGUGGGGAAACUGAAGGGGCGAUUGACGCUGGCGCAGAAGAUCGCGAACGCGGAACUCAGCAACGCGAAGGAGAAGGUGAAUGACUCGUGGGUCGAUCAAGCGAAAGAAGACCUGGGGAUUGACAGUGAAGAAGAGCGAGAUUGGGCGGAGAAGGAGGGUAGAGGUCGUGGGUGGCAGAAGAGUGAGAAGUCGAAGGUCGGCUCGGCGGAGCUGAAAAGUUUCCGGAGGGAGCUUAAAGCUUUGCUUCAAACGAAGAUCAAUACGGGCUUUAGUGAACGGUAUCCCACUACAGGGGAUAUGGAUAUUGAGGAGUUGAAGCGGGGGCUGCAUGGUGACUUCAUUGGAAAGGUUCCUAAUCUGGAGUGGAAUUCCUAGAAGAGUUCCAUAGCUUAUCGAGAUCUCCUCAGGCAAUAGAAUGAUUGGCUUUGGAGUCGUGCAUCGAAGAAAGGCGUUGUGUUCUGGUAAUCGCAGCACCCAGAUGAGUGUUCGGGAUUUUAAACACCGGCAUAAUUGAGCACAUUU
This is a messenger RNA of Eremomyces bilateralis CBS 781.70, 2463 nucleotides long. RefSeq names its product DEAD-domain-containing protein. Bases 22 to 2316 code for a protein of 764 amino acids. Gene Ontology annotation, cellular component: nucleolus. Gene Ontology annotation, molecular function: RNA helicase activity; nucleic acid binding; ATP binding. NCBI's taxonomy places the organism in Eukaryota, Fungi, Ascomycota, Dothideomycetes, Eremomycetales, Eremomycetaceae. The transcript has 2 exons. The record is from RefSeq and is a predicted model, not a curated record.